Rhea pennata is the source of this 1100-nucleotide messenger RNA. RefSeq names its product serine/threonine-protein kinase MARK2-like. The record is from RefSeq and is a predicted model, not a curated record. The transcript has 10 exons. Gene Ontology annotation, biological process: microtubule cytoskeleton organization; intracellular signal transduction; protein phosphorylation. Gene Ontology annotation, cellular component: cytoplasm. Lineage: Eukaryota; Metazoa; Chordata; Aves; Rheiformes; Rheidae. The annotation marks the transcript as partial. Gene Ontology annotation, molecular function: protein serine/threonine kinase activity; ATP binding; tau-protein kinase activity.
UUUUCCCCCCCCCUCCCCCUUUCCCCUGCCCCCUUCUUCCCUUUCCUCCUCUCCCUUCCCCUUCCCCGGCCUCCCCCAUGCCGGUGGCUUGGCCCCCCCCCCGCCCCCUGAGCGCGGCCCCGGGGCUCCCUCCUCCCCCCCCCGGCCCGCCCCACACACCGCCCUCCACGGCUUCCCUCUAUCGCGAUAGUCGUCGGGGCGGGGGGGCCGCCAUGUCGAGCAGCGGCCGCAACCCCCUGCCCACCGUCAACGAGAGAGACGCGGAGCAGCCCGGAUCUGCGAGCCGGCGCGGCGGGGGAGAGGCCCAACAUGCUGCGGGGCGCAACUCGGCCGCCUCCGCCGACGAGCAGCCCCACGUCGGCAACUACCGCCUGCUCAAGACCAUCGGCAAGGGCAACUUCGCCAAGGUCAAGCUGGCCCGGCACGUCCUCACGGGCAAGGAGGUCGCCGUGAAGAUCAUCGACAAGACGCAGCUCAACUCCUCCAGCCUGCAGAAGGUGGCUCUUCCGGAAGUGCGGAUAAUGAAGGUGCUGAACCACCCCAACAUAGUGAAGCUCUUCGAGGUGAUCGAGACGGAGAAGACGCUCUACCUCGUGAUGGAGUACGCCAGCGGGGGUGAGUCUUCGACCUACCUGGUGGCCCACGGGCGCAUGAAGGAGAAGGAGGCGCGGGCCCCUCUCUUGCAGAUCGUCUCUGCUGUGCAGUACUGCCACCAGAAGUUCAUCGUACAUAGAGACCUGAAGGCCGAGAACCUGCUGCUCGACGCCGACAUGAACAUCAAAAUCGCCGACUUCGGCUUCAGCAACGAGUUCACGUUCGGGAACAAGCUGGACACGUUCUGCGGGUCGCCGCCCUACGCCGCCCCCGAGCUCUUCCAGGGCAAGAAGUACGACGGCCCCGAGGUCGACGUCUGGAGCCUCGGCGUCAUCCUCUACACCCUGGUCAGCGGCUCGCUGCCCUUCGACGGGCAGAACCUCAAGGAGCUGCGGGAACGGGUCUUGCGGGGCAAGUACCGGAUCCCCUUCUACAUGUCGACCGACUGCGAGAACCUGCUGAAGAAGUUCCUCAUCCUCAACCCCACCAAGAGGGGCACCCUGGAG